Messenger RNA from Neltuma alba, 465 nucleotides. Its product is annotated as auxin-induced protein 15A-like. The record is from RefSeq and is a predicted model, not a curated record. Bases 1 to 282 code for a protein of 93 amino acids. Gene Ontology annotation, biological process: response to auxin. The transcript has a single exon. Lineage: Eukaryota; Viridiplantae; Streptophyta; Magnoliopsida; Fabales; Fabaceae.
AUGGGUUUUCGCUUGCCUGGAAUCAGAAGGUCAGCUUCAUUUGCUGCAAAAUCGACAGCUUCGAAAUCCGGUCAGGUGCCAAAGGGAUAUCUAGCAGUUUAUGUUGGAGAGGACUUGAAGAGGUUUGUGAUUCCAAUAUCAUACCUGAACCAACCUUCGUUUCAAGAGCUGUUAGGUGAAGCUGAAGAAGAAUUUAGAUUUGAUCAUCCAAGGGGUGCUCUCACCAUUCCUUGUGCAGAAGAUGUCUUCGUGCAUGUCACUUCUUCCUUCAAUGGCUGCUAGCUUAUGAAGACAAGACUAACUUAGAUUAGUUAAUUAACACGACACAGUUUUGCCGAGGAAGUGACUUAUGUCCUUUGGUUUUGUAAAGAGAUGCGUUUUUUUUUUUUUCCUUUUUUCCUUCCCUACUUGGGAAGUGGGAAAUUGUCCAUCUGAAUGAAUUUAUUAGGAGAAUGUUUUCACCCA